This is a messenger RNA of Stereum hirsutum FP-91666 SS1, 1810 nucleotides long. RefSeq lists its product as uncharacterized. The coding region runs from base 1 to 1764 and encodes 587 amino acids. The transcript is spliced from 6 exons. NCBI's taxonomy places the organism in Eukaryota, Fungi, Basidiomycota, Agaricomycetes, Russulales, Stereaceae. The record is from RefSeq and is a predicted model, not a curated record.
AUGGAUCCUGCUUAUAGGAACAAGAAGGUCGUCGACCUGACCGACCAAGAGUGCAUUGCCCUCGGGUUCCUUGGUGAAAGCGUUGCUCCGGGUAUCAAAGAUAUUGUCGAAAAAGUGAGGGCCGACCCCGUGCGCCUAGGCACCGUGACCUGCUUCGCGGUGGACUGUCUCAAGCGCAGGUAUGGCACGGCCCCGGCUCCCCCAAAAGACUCUCCCACCUCUCCCGCCUCUCCCAUCAGCGAGGCCGAGACCCUCUACUCACAGCUCAGCACCAAUGUUGUUGCCCCCGACCUGAUCUCCAAGUAUGAGAUGCACUUUUGGUAUCACGGCAUCUCCGGCGACCCUCCGAAACUCCUGUGGCGUUCCGAUAUCGAGACCAACCCCUUCCCCACACCCCCGCCUGGAGCCCGCUUCUUCAAAGUCCCCACCAAGACUGCCCGUGGCGUCUUCAAUACGCCGCUCAACGCCGUGUGGGAUACCGUAGCCCCCCAGAUCCUGGCAUCGAUAAAGGCCAAAGGCCUCCAGUACUCCGCGCUCAAGACAAUUCGCUUCUCGAUCGUCGAGGACGGCCAGGAGGAAAAAUUUGGCCCAGUUGUUGUGUGGAUCGCUGUUCGUCCCAACACCACCAACGCCGUGGCUGUUCGUAAUGCCACGCCCGACAUCCUUCACAUUCUCAAUGACGCCCAGAUCACCGGGGUCGUAGUCGAGUGGUACGAAGGGUCGGUCCAAAGGCUUGCCGGCCCGCCUCUGAUGAACGUCGAGGACAGGACCAGCCCCAAGUUCGGCCUCAGCCACCCCUUCAACACUGGCCUUGGCAUCCCCAUCGCCAGGCAGUCUGACGACGCCCAGGGCACCAUCACGUUCCUGUUCCGGGAGGUGAAGACCAGCAACGGCGGUCCUAGCAAUAGGAUCCUCGCCCUUACCAACAAACACGUCGCUUCUGUCGAAACGUCCACCCAUUACGAGUUAACCCUCAGCACAUCCUUGUUUGCGUCCAAGUUGGAGUCGGGCGGGGGAGACAGCAGGGCCCUGCGACGCAAGAAGAAUGCCUUGGACGAGAAGGACGAAGAUAACGCCAUUCUCCAGACGUUCUUCAUCGAGGUCAGUGCCCAAUGGCAGGAUAUCAACAAUCGCAAAUUCGGUGUCGUCGACUGGGCUCCCGAGAUCUCCGUGAGGGUUGACGACCACCACUACACUCGCGACAUCGCUACAUUCGCGGUCGAUGAGGUGAAGCUCGAGAAUUUUGAGCGUAACGUCGUCGACUUAGGAAAUCAAUACAACGCCGGUCAGCUCGAGGAUCUCUUCUGGCCCAUCGCUGCCGUUCGUGAGGGCAGGAAGAUCCCAGCAGACCUCCAGCUCCCCAUCACUCGCGCUCUACCUCGCCGCCUCUUCAUCAAUCCCGACACGGAGGACAAGGACGGUAACCCCCUCUAUAUUGUCGCCAAAUACGGCAACUCGACCAAGCUUACAUUAGGCCGCUAUUCCGGCAUGGAUGCCUAUACCUGCACCGACCUCGGACUCGAGUCUAGAGAGGUGGCCAUCUAUAACUAUGGCAAGAAUUCUGGCGACUUUUCGGACCACGGCGAUUCCGGCUCCCUUAUCUUCACGGGCGCGGGCGACGCGCUCGCAAUUCUGCACUCAGGAAUGCCUCGUGGCAUGCAUAACCAUGUCACCUACGGUACGCCCAUCUGGUGGGUCAUCAAGCAGAUCCUCGCCAAGUAUCCCUCUGCCGAGUUCUACGGCAUCACCUACACCCUUGACUGAGCGCAAACACACACAAGUUCCGUCCUCGUCGUUCCCCUGUCCCCCC